AUGCUCACAUUGUUGCGCCGCAUCUGGCCCACGUUCCACAGCGACAUGUCGAACCUCUUCGUCCACGUUCGUACAAAGUACUUCCAGAAAGCGGUCCAUUUAGUUUUCGUCUCGGUCUCGUCGAUGAUUCUUCGAACGACAUUUAGGACAGGAUUAGUACAGAAAAUUCGACACCGCGGAGCUUGGCGAACAAGGAGCCCCACAGCAACAGCAGCAACCAGUCCGGGCCAAUGUUACGGGUUCAAGUACGGGAGACACCCCAGCUGGUGCAACCGCGGCGAAUCCGGGAAAUGGCCAGCGACAGUAGAGGUGGGGACUCUACUGUUCGCUAUUGACGAACACCCCGCAGAGGAGGGAGGUCAAAGCGGUGUCCUGACGCGAACGGGGCGGAAGAACGCGAGGAGGAAGAGACGUUGGGUGGCAUUGAGAGGGAGUGGUGGCGGUGCGGAUACGGAGAGCGGUCGGGUCCAGGAAAAAAACAGCGACUCCGGUGGCCAAAAGCAGGGGAAGAGUGGUGGUCCUGGCGAUGAGAAGUCGAGUGCGGAAGUGGGCGAGUGCGGCGCGCAGAACGAGAGCGAUACGGAAAGGAAGCGCAAGGAGGGAGAGUCAGCAGCGGAACCAGUGGCCUCAACGGUGGUGGCAGAACCAGGAUCGGUCGCCGGCGAACGGAUGGUAGGAGAAUCUGUGCCAGCAGUUGAGGGGAAUAAGGGCGGCAAGAAAGCUGUCGAGCAAAAGACGGUGAUUCCAAGAGCAGUGAUUCGGCAGGCCUUGCCGUUGAGCAACGGCAGAACAGCCGCGGCGAAACGACGGCAAGCCGAGGAAGAGGUUGCAGCGAUGCACGGCGUACUGGCUGCAGAGUUGAGGAUAAGACGUGAAGAACGAGCUACUGUGCUCCGAGUACAAGUGAAACAGUUGAUCAGUGAGUUUCGCGAACGAGCGGAUAUCCAGCAGCAGCGGAAGAGUCGUAGGGAGGCCCAUCUGGCGGCAACGGCGGUACGGAAAGCGGAAGAAGAACGGCAGAUACGAACGAGCGCGGUGCAGUCACGACCGGAAGAACUCACCGAGGGUGCGUGGAUGGAGGAGGUAGCGCGCUACGAAGAAAACGUCCCGAAGGAGCUACCAGGACUUGGGUCAUUGACUGAGAUGCGGGCAGUCCGAAGAAGGGCACUUAAGGCGGCCAAGAGGUUCCGGGCGGCAAACAGAAGGUGGCGACUGCAACAGCGACGAGAAACACAACUGCAGAAUGAAGGUCGAGGACGUGACGGGCGGAAGCGAGGUAGUCGGCCAGUCAAACCGCGGUACAAGUACGUCCUGCAAGGCUGCUAUGGAGAUGUCGAGCUACGAGACAAAGGUGACGGGCGACAAGUACGUGUCGCGCAGCUACGAGCGAUCGGAAGUGGCAAUCCAAGCUCUUUACCAACGGCGUUGCUGGCAUUUUCAAAGAGACACACGCAGGAAGCUCGGCUGGACAGCUGUGCGCAGUUCAAUGUGGCCGGUGCCGCCUUACGGAGGUACGGGAGGUGCAUUACGCGAGAAGCCCCAGUAGACAUCGUGGAAGGCUUCGGGGGUGGCAUCAACAAGGUGCUGGGAGUUUGGCGAUUCUCGGGGACAACACGGUACCAGCAGAGGAUCGUCGUAGACGCGCUACUGGUUGAAGGCCAAGGCGACGAGUUCCUGAUCGGCGAGGAUUGGAUGCUGAAGCAUCAGAUCAAGAUGGACUUCGGUAGUCGAGAGCUGAAGUACGUGGACAAGCAUGGAACGAAGGUGAUCUUGCCCUUCACAUGUCAUGGAGUGACGACCUUGCUACAACCUGACCAGUCGAAGAAGGUGGUGGUGAGGAUGGCGCGGACGCGGAAGUUGAACACGGGCACGAGCAAUGUGGUGAGCGUGCAGGUAGACGCUGACGACGGCACUGUGGGCAUCUUCGUACCGAAACCUACGACGAAGCGGCAUCUGCUAAUGGCACCUACCGUGGACACUGUGAAGAACGGCAUGGUGAGGGUCUCGGUGAUGAAUGUCGAAGGACGACGAGAGAAAUUGCCUGCACGAGAAGCCCUGGGUAUGUGGAUUCCUGUGACGGACGACAUGCAGUUACUGAACUUGAGAGAGAACGUGUGGCGCAAUGGGUUGCUACGUUGA
Messenger RNA from Phytophthora nicotianae INRA-310, 2139 nucleotides. RefSeq lists its product as hypothetical. The coding region runs from base 1 to 2139 and encodes 712 amino acids. The transcript is spliced from 2 exons. The record is from RefSeq and is a predicted model, not a curated record. Lineage: Eukaryota; Oomycota; Peronosporomycetes; Peronosporales; Peronosporaceae.